UGUUUGUCAAGAGAUCAGAGGAACAUGGCUUCAUCCUUUCUGAGCUUCUCCCUCCUCUUCAUCACUGUCUACACAGCAGAUGGAUUUAUGCAUUAUGUGGAGACCAGCUGUGAGUUUAACACCACUAAGCUGGAGGACAUCAGGUUCAUCCAGUCUUAUUAUUACAACAAGUUGGAGUACACCAGGUUUGACAGCAGUGUGGGAAAGUAUGUUGGAUUCACUGAGUACGGAGUGAAGAACGCAGACUACUGGAACAACAUUCCUUCACAGCUGGCUCAGGCGAAAGCUCGGAGGGAGACGUACUGCCUAAACAACGUUAAGAUUGACCACCAGGCUGCUCUGACUAAGUCAGUGAAGCCCUACGUGGUCCUGGACUCUGAGACUCCCCCUGGUGGUAAACAUCCCUCCAUGUUGGUCUGCAGCCUCUACAGCUUCUACCCCAAAACGAUCAUAGUGAAAUGGCUCAGAGACGGACAGGAAGUCACCUCUGAUGUCACUUCCACUGAGGAGAUGGCAGACGCUGAUUGGUACUACCAGAUCCACUCCCACCUGGAGUACACGCCCAGGUCUGGAGAGAAGAUCUCCUGCAAGGUGGAACACGCCAGCCUGAGAGAGCCUCUGAUUACUGACUGGGAUCCGUCCCUGCCUGAGUCAGAGAGAAACAAGAUCGCCAUCGGAGCGUCAGGACUGAUCCUGGGUCUGAUCUUAUCUCUGGCUGGAUUCAUCUACUACAAGAGGAAGUCCAGAGGACGGAUCUUGGUCCCCUCUAACUGAUCCUGAUCCUGGUCCUGGUCCUGGUCCUGAUCCUGGUCCUGGUCCUGGUCCUGGUCCUGGUCCUGGUCCUGGUUCUGGUUCUGGUUCUGGUUCUGGUCCUGAUCCUGGUCCUGGUCCUGGUC
Scomber scombrus (Atlantic mackerel) is the source of this 896-nucleotide messenger RNA. Its product is annotated as H-2 class II histocompatibility antigen, I-E beta chain-like. Gene Ontology annotation, cellular component: membrane; MHC class II protein complex. The transcript is spliced from 6 exons. The record is from RefSeq and is a predicted model, not a curated record. Gene Ontology annotation, biological process: antigen processing and presentation of exogenous peptide antigen via MHC class II; immune response; immunoglobulin production involved in immunoglobulin-mediated immune response. Bases 25 to 774 code for a protein of 249 amino acids. Gene Ontology annotation, molecular function: MHC class II protein complex binding. NCBI's taxonomy places the organism in Eukaryota, Metazoa, Chordata, Actinopteri, Scombriformes, Scombridae.